Trichoderma aggressivum f. europaeum is the source of this 420-nucleotide messenger RNA. RefSeq lists its product as uncharacterized. Gene Ontology annotation, cellular component: mitochondrion. The transcript is spliced from 3 exons. Bases 1 to 420 code for a protein of 139 amino acids. Gene Ontology annotation, biological process: mitochondrial respiratory chain complex I assembly; electron transport chain. Lineage: Eukaryota; Fungi; Ascomycota; Sordariomycetes; Hypocreales; Hypocreaceae. The record is from RefSeq and is a predicted model, not a curated record.
AUGCCGCCAGCAGCCACCAAAUUCUCGGCCACCGCAUUAUUCCGGCCCCAGCAUCUUGACUUGGCUGCGGAACUUCCAAUCGAGCCAUCCAAACGGCCUGUCGAGAUCAGAUUGCAGGCACCCUCAAUCGGCAUCAUGCUGGCGACAAGAGCACUCCGAGCGGCCCACGGGCCCAAGCCCAACAUCACCGGCUUCAACAUGCGAGCCCUCAAAGAGGCCACUGGCCAGCCCCGAUACGACCCUUGGGAGAGAGCCGAGGCAUGGCGAUACAAGGGCACCUUUUCCAGAUGGAACCGAUUCAGGAGCGGCUUCCCCGGCUUGGGAAUCGCGUCUGUUGCCUUCGCCGGAUACUGCGCCUACGAGUACCUCUUCCUCGACGACGGACACCACGGCGAGGGACAUGGCGAGGGGCACCAUUAG